UUCAAAUACCAUUAUCGGAGAUGCUCUAAUUGAAUUUGAUUUCCUUUUUAGAGAGAGAGAGAGAAACAAAUCUAUCCCGAGCGGGUUUCAAAAAAAUUCAAAAUUUGUCCUCAAUAGAUUUUGCCUUCAAUCUAGGGUUACAGCGCUUAUUUCUCCCCCCAUUUUUUGUUCUCUCAUCAAUUGAGCCCUAAUUAUUUUUGAAAAAUUGGAGCAUAAGCAAUGGUGCGAGCGGUGAAGAGGGAGAUGGUUAAAGGCAGCAGUCGUGUUACUCGAAGCAGUGCGCAGAACAACAAUGGCGGACAAGCUGCAAACGAGAACAGCGGAGCUGAAGAUAGCGCCGUCGAACGCAGAGUUCUUCGUUCGAAGUAUCUCAGAUUUAAGAAUCGGAUUAGCGAUGAGAGAGAUGAUUUAUCAAAAGUUGAUUCAGAUAAAUUCAAAUCAAUGAUUGAAGAAGUUGAUAGCUUGCACCAGCUAGUUCAAAAGCCCAGGGAACAAGUAGCAGAUGCUGAAGCUCUGUUUGACAUUACAAACACAUUGGUGACCUCUGUCAAAGCAUUUAACAAUGAAGGCGUGACCCCUUCAGAUUUUGUUAGUUGUCUUCUUAGGGAGUUCACUCAAGAUGGUAGACCAAGCAGUAGCCAGAAUGAGGGUAGGAGUUUGAUAUGCUGGAAAGACAUCGGACAAGUGGUCUCUCAUGUUUUCAGGAGCGCUCCUGGUUGCUGCACGAUGAUUGGGCCCAUGAACACUGAGCUGAAACAGCGUAAGAUUGCAGUUCAUAGAAAGCGUGCAAGACCGACAGAAAAUGAACGCCCUGAAGAGCUCGAUGAAAAUGCUAAUAAGGAAAAAACUGAUACUGAUAAGAACAUGGCUACUAUGUUUGAUAUUCUGAGAAGAAAGAGGAAAGUCACGCUUGAAAAUUUGAUAUUGAAUCGAAACUCCUUUGCACAAACUGUGGAAAAUCUAUUUGCUCUGUCCUUUCUGAUAAAAGAUGGUCGAGCUGAGUUAUCAGUAGAUGAUUCUGGAUGUCAUCUGGUUUCCCCAAGGAAUGCUCCUAGUGCAAGUGCAAUCCAAUCUGGGGAGGCCACUUACUGCCAUUUUAUAUUCAGAUAUGACUUCAGAGACUGGAAGCAAAAUGUCAUCUUGCAGUCAAUGUUGGCUUCAGUUAAAGCUGGAGAGGAACUAAUGCCACAUAGAACUGAAGCGCACGAUCAUUGGUCUGACCCUGGGUCCGAGACUCGGCCCGAGCUGGAGCCCGAACCUGAGCUCGAGACUGAGCCCAAAGGAGCUCAUGCAGCCCAGCCCACAACACCUAUAAGGAAAUUAAGCAGGAACCGAGGUUUGGUUAUGCAGGAACAAGCCGUAGUUGCAGAUUCUCCGGAAAGUAAAGAUACAGCUGCUGCUAGGGCUGCAGCCAUUCGCAAGGGAAAAAGGAAACUAACAUGAAGUGUCAAUUUUACCCCUUUCGGGCAAGAUGCUGCCUGCUUUAGGACUGAGGAUAAAAUUGCUAUUAUGAUUUGGCCACUCUCUCUAUGGUUGUAGCAUAAAUGUAGGAUGUGUUCCUGUCAGAUUGUCUGAACAUUGUUUCAUAUUCUAAUCUCAGCUGUACAUAAUUUGCUAUUUUAUUCUUGAAUCUAUGAUUAGUGUUUGACUAGUACAAUACCCUUGUACUACACGAGUACUUGUUAAGAAAAUUAUAUUUUAAAUUAAAUAAUAAUAACAAAAAAAUUGUUUAGGGCAUGCUUGUUUAUGAAAUAAUUUGCUCAAAAUGAGUUAUUUUGAUUAACUAGAGUUAAAUU
Molecule: messenger RNA, 1796 nt
Organism: Striga asiatica
Lineage: Eukaryota; Viridiplantae; Streptophyta; Magnoliopsida; Lamiales; Orobanchaceae
Source: the annotation of a GenBank genome assembly